This is a messenger RNA of Paramecium sonneborni, 433 nucleotides long. NCBI's taxonomy places the organism in Eukaryota, Ciliophora, Oligohymenophorea, Peniculida, Parameciidae. The record is from the annotation of a GenBank genome assembly.
AUGAAACAUAUUCAAAAAACCAAUUAAGAUGCACUCGAAUUUCAUAUUACUAGAAAUGCCUAGUUUUAUCAACCAAACAUCAUAGAAGAUAAAAACCUAACUUGCACAUUACCUAAAAUAAUCACAUUAGAGGAUAUUAAAUUAGUAUCUUCUACUUAAGUCUCUGGAGAUGGUCAUAUUAAUCCAGUUUUGAUCAUUUGUUCUGGAUGCCAAAAUAAAGUAUUUAUUAUUUUGUUAGAAGGUUCAAACCGUACUUACUCAUCAUUCAGGUAAAUCCACUAUUUUUGUUGGAUUCCUUCUAUUCAUUUGCUCAUUUGGAUUUUUUUGUGUGUCUUGUAUUCCUUGUUGUUUAGACGAUUGCAAAGAUAUUAGACAUAAUUGUCCAAAAUGUUAAAAAAUUUUAGGUAAAACCUCAUUUAACAUACUCAAAUGA